GAGUUCUGGCCUUGAUCACACUUCUUCAACCCCCUAGGUCAUUCAUUUUUACCAUGUCGUUGAAUCUCCUGGGUCGUUUCGCCCGCAGUCCGCGAGUAGCGCUGAAUCGUGUCCCUCGACGAUGGAGUAGCAUUUCCCAACGCCCUGGUUCGGACCGGGUGCAAUUCCCCGGUGCGGUCAACAGCAAAUUCACCACCGAGAUGAGUUUCAUCAAUCCUACCGACCUCCCGAGUAUCCCUACUUUCCGCGUGAUGAACUCCGACGGCGAGCUGCUCGACCCCAAUCGGAAACCCCUCGGAGUGUCCAACGAGGAGAUUCUCACCUGGUAUAAGAACAUGUUAGCGGUAAGCGUCAUGGACGUGGUCAUGUUCGAGGCCCAGCGACAAGGCCGUCUCAGUUUCUACAUGGUCUCCGCCGGAGAAGAAGGCAUCAGCGUCGGGUCCGCAGCAGCCCUAACCCCAGACGACGUGGUAUUCGCCCAAUACCGAGAAACGGGCGUCUUCCAACAGCGAGGCUUCACCCUCCACGACUUCAUGAGCCAGCUCUUCGCCAACUGCAACGACAACGGCCGGGGCCGCAACAUGCCCGUCCACUACGGGUGCAAAUAUCCUCGCAUCCACGCCAUCUCCUCUCCCCUGGCCACCCAAAUCCCCCAAGCCUCCGGCGCAGCCUACGCACUCAAGCUCCAAGCGCUCCAAAACCCAGACAUCCCCCAACGGAUAGUAGCCUGCUACUUCGGCGAAGGCGCCGCCAGCGAAGGCGACUUCCACGCGGGCCUGAACAUCGCCGCUACACGAUCCAGCCCCGUCGUCUUCAUCUGCCGCAACAACGGGUACGCAAUCUCAACACCCACCCUAGAGCAAUACCGAGGCGACGGGAUCGCCAGCCGCGGCGUCGGCUACGGGAUCGACACGAUCCGCGUCGACGGCAACGACAUCUUCGCCGUUUACGAAGCAAUGCAAGAAGCGCGACGCAUCGCCCUCUCAGACGGCGGACGACCGGUGCUAAUCGAAGCGAUGAGCUACCGCGUCUCGCACCACAGUACCAGCGACGACAGCUUUGCGUACCGGGCGCGCGUCGAAGUCGAGGACUGGAAGAGGCGCGAUAACCCGAUUAUCCGGCUGCGGAAGUGGUUGGAGAAUCAGGGGCUGUGGAAUGAGGACCUUGAGCGGGAUACCCGUGACAAGAUGCGGAAGGAUGUGCUGAAGGCGUUUGGGGAGGCCGAGCGCGAGAAGAAGCCGCCGAUUCGGGAGGCGUUUACGGAUGUUUAUGAGGAGGUUACGGAGGAGGCGGAGGCGCAGAUGAAGGAGUUGAGGAGGAUCGUGGAGACGUAUCCCGAUGAGUAUGAUUUGAGGCAGUAUCAGGAUGGGGUGAAGGGGAUAUGAUUAUGAUUAGGGGGUUUAUUUUGACC
This is a messenger RNA of Aspergillus campestris IBT 28561, 1411 nucleotides long. Its product is annotated as thiamine pyrophosphate-dependent dehydrogenase E1 component subunit alpha. Gene Ontology annotation, molecular function: oxidoreductase activity, acting on the aldehyde or oxo group of donors, disulfide as acceptor. The transcript has 5 exons. NCBI's taxonomy places the organism in Eukaryota, Fungi, Ascomycota, Eurotiomycetes, Eurotiales, Aspergillaceae. The record is from RefSeq and is a predicted model, not a curated record. Gene Ontology annotation, biological process: branched-chain amino acid catabolic process. Bases 54 to 1385 code for a protein of 443 amino acids.